Messenger RNA from Malassezia vespertilionis, 879 nucleotides. RefSeq lists its product as uncharacterized. Bases 1 to 879 code for a protein of 292 amino acids. Lineage: Eukaryota; Fungi; Basidiomycota; Malasseziomycetes; Malasseziales; Malasseziaceae. The record is from RefSeq and is a predicted model, not a curated record. The transcript has a single exon. Gene Ontology annotation, molecular function: protein binding.
AUGGAGAUAAGCAAGCAUCAUGCACGCAUAUUUUGUAUUGUACGGGCCAAGUACCAGGACGAACCACCCAUAUUUUAUGUUACCGAUACAGGCUCCACCCAUGGCACGUUCUUGCACAGAGAUGCCGAGGGAUACAUACCGUUGAAGCCCAUGGUACCUGCCAAGGUAUUUCUUAUACCCGAAGACGAGUUUUACCGUGUAUCUGAAGAGAAGCAUGCUAGCACGCCGUGGACACUACAGCAUCUAGACAUUUUGCGCUUCGGACUGCAUAAUGUGUUUGAAGUGCAUAUCCACGGGACCCCUUGGGGAAGCUGCCCGUCGUGCCAAAUAUCGAUGGAUGGAACGAACGAGAUCUCCGUUGCCGCGCAAGGGAAGAAGACGACGGAGACUCGGUCCGCUGCGCAAACGCAUGACAAGCCGCAUAUAUAUUCGCACAAGGAGGGGAAGCAGGCUAUGGAAAUGGACCGACGUCGCCGCCUGAAAGCAUUACGCCAAGUAUAUUUAAAGCCAGUGAGUAUUCAGGCGCUGGACAGCGAUACACAGUAUCGCGAUCGUGCUGCGGUGCGCCGUGCUAUGGAGCCAAACGACCCUGCACCAGUUACCACAGCGUCUUCCUCUGAUCCGUUUUCUUCCAGCGCAAAUGUCGGACGUGAACUGCUGGCCAAGAUGCGUCAAGAUGCACCGAGUGCAAGGAUGUAUGCACAGGCGCCCAUUGUACCGCACGUCACCACCACGCGCGGUGGUCUCGGCAGCGAAGCGCUGCUCACAGUUGAAGAGCACGCCGCCAAUGUUAGUGAUAAACAAGCCGGACGUUCAACGUACAAGCACUACCUUGAGAGAGGUCGAGCCAACACCAAACGCCGCUAUGGUACCUCAUAG